UAUGGCGUGCGAGGAGCUCGCGCGCGCCAUCAUCACCGAUUGCGCUGUGUGGCGAGAUCCACAGUUCCAGAGGAGCAGCAAGGUGCGGCAACUCCGGUAUGCGCUGCAGACAUGGGCGACGGAGAUGAAGCGUGUCCAAUGCUACGACAUUAAUGUGUCGCGGGCAAUCCAGUCCUGCGCCCGGCUGGAGCAGAAGCUCAACCUUUGCAACAGCAUGGAUGCUUAUCAAUGCAAUCAAGAACAAGUCUCUAGCCUUUACACUGCUGCCGAGGCGAUACUAGCUGCUGAAGAGAUGCGCAAUGCUAUGGCAGAGAGGAUCAACGUAGCUCUUGAUGCUUCCAUUCAGCAGUUUGGCUCUCGCGGAGUUGUUCCCAGAAUGUUUCCACCAGAAACGAUGCAACAUCUCUUGACUGCGAGGAAAGGUGAGAUACCGCUCAAGCCGCACGCAGAAGGGUGGCACCCUCGCUGGCCGGGAGACAUUGGUGAUCCAUUUGAGCCUUACAUGCAACUUCUCGAGCAAUUCCUUCACAGCGCAUUGACAUUUCACGCAAGGGCGAUGGAGCAGCUAACAACAGCGUUUGGAGCUGUAAGAGCAGCCAGCAAGAAUGCAAGAGAUGCUGCUUACAUCAGGACACAAGCGGCGGCGGUGGGAAUUUCGGUGAAGGAGUACCAAAGGCUAUUGGACAUGUUCACGAAGAUCGACUCUGAAAACACAGGUAAAAUCACCAAGGGCGAGCUCAUGGUGGCGAUGAAACGCGACAAAGAUAUCGCUGCCUUCAUGCAGCUGUCCAGAGCACGAAACAAGGAUGGCCGGCGAGAGUCCUUCGAGAGUGUCUUCAACCGGAUUGACAACACAGGAAUCGGUGCUAUAAGCUGGGAACAAUUCCUUUACUUCUUCUCCACAGGAAGAUCUUUGAUAGGAGAAAAUAUGUGUCCGUCUCUUUGCCCAACGAUGGCUCCAUCGAGUCCUGGAAGACAACCAUACUGCUGCUCGUGAAGCAAAACAAUCCAGUUCUAUUGAUUGCUUUCAAGGACAAGAAAUCUUCUACGUAAGAUCGUAAAGAGUAAGUCUUAAGACUCGGGAAGAACGCUCUCUUAUUCAAGCGAGCACCUAGACAAGAAAUCUAAGCUCUUAAGCUCUA
Molecule: messenger RNA, 1142 nt
Organism: Selaginella moellendorffii
Lineage: Eukaryota; Viridiplantae; Streptophyta; Lycopodiopsida; Selaginellales; Selaginellaceae
Exons: 10
Coding region: 2-997 (331 amino acids)
Molecular function (GO): calcium ion binding
Source: RefSeq, a predicted model, not a curated record